Molecule: messenger RNA, 529 nt
Organism: Gymnogyps californianus (California condor)
Lineage: Eukaryota; Metazoa; Chordata; Aves; Accipitriformes; Cathartidae
Product: cytochrome b-c1 complex subunit 6, mitochondrial
Exons: 4
Coding region: 20-292 (90 amino acids)
Biological process (GO): mitochondrial electron transport, ubiquinol to cytochrome c
Source: RefSeq, a predicted model, not a curated record
GGGCGGCGGGAGCGGAGGGAUGGGGCUGCGCGACAGCGUCGUUCACGCCGGGGAGCCCGAGAAGGAGGAGGAGGAGGAGGAGGAGGAAGAGCUGGUGGAUCCUUUAACCACGGUCCGGGAGCACUGCGAGCAGACGGAGAAAUGCGUGAAGGCGCGGGAGCGGCUGGAGCUGUGCGACGCGCGGGUGUCCUCCAGGUCCCAGACAGAAGAGCAGUGCACAGAGGAGCUUUUUGACUUCCUGCAUGCCAGGGACCACUGCGUUGCUCACAAACUCUUUAAGAACCUGAAGUGAAGGCGGGUGUGAUUGUCCAUCUGCUUCCACGGCCUGUGUCGGCGGUUCCUGGAUUCACAGUACUGCUUCCCGCCCGUUCAUUCUCCAUGCCACGUAUAAACGGAACAGCCUCCUGGCAGCGACCGAGCGUCAGCCUGUCUCUGCGUCUGUUCUCGUGGAAGAUGCGCAGCUACGCAAAAAACGUGUUGAUGUUCUGUAAUUUUCCAUAUUAAACAUUCAGAGUUCCCGUGGAAAUAC